AUGGCCCCGGCAGCGAGCAAACUCAGACCAGGUGAAUGCAAGUUCUGCCAGAGGUCAUUCCAAAUGUUGGACCCCUGCAAAGAGAGCCCUCUACCUUCGGAGCUUCUGAAGCGGCGCACAAGCGGCUCGAAGGAGUGCAGGCCGUGCUACGGCAUGCAGCAGCAGGACCCGCAGUACUCCGACAUGACGGCCGAGGAGCUUGUGGCCCACUUACAGGACAGCGAAAAUAGGAAGGGAUACAUGAAAAAGCUUGCCUCCUGGGAACAGAAGCGUCAAUCAAACAAACGGUCUCGAUCGGGAGCUCAGAGCAAGGUGCAGACUGAGCAAACUCAGGCCGUGGAAACACGAGAAGUGCUGGGGUAUUUGUGGACCCCGGCCCUUCUUACCAAGAAGGGCCUCCCAAUACCCAAAAAGCUCACCUCCAUAUCCCAUGCUGGCAAGGUGGUCAAAGGCGUCUUGCGGGACGACUUCGCGGUAGGAAGCAUCGAAGUGUUGAACACUUCGUCCAAGGCUGCGAAAAGAAUUCGGGAGAGAUGCUUUUCCGAGUCGGACGAGGAAAAUGAUCAUGCGAGUGAAGCUGUCUUCGAGGGCUUUCAAUCGAAAUUGAAAGCCAAGGUGCAGCGAACUGAGAAUCCCGAGGACGAGGCGAUGUUGAAGAUGCCGGGCAAGAGCUCCAACAUGGAAGAGGACCUGGCCAGCAUUCUUUGGGGAUCGGGGCCGCCAAGCAGCAGCAGUCGAGCUCCUCAGCCUGCGGAUUCGGACGAUGAGGCGGCUUCCGUCAACAAUGGCGCUGCUAGACCCAGACGUGGCAGUGGCAGCGGUGGUGCCAACAAAAGACGAAAGUCCAAGUCCAAAGUCGUGCCAGAUGCCUCCUUCCCAUCUGGGCUGUCAAGCCAACCGCCGCUUUCUGAUGCUGCUUCCAAUGCUGGUGGUCCUGGUGGUGAUCUUAUGCAAUGGGUCCAGAAUCCAGCCAAAGCCACAAGCAAGAAGAAGACGGCCGAGAACAAAGAGCUGGAGAAGAGCGAAUCCGUGAUUCUCGCUGCUCAGCAGCUUCAGGCUUCACUCGAGAGUGCCGAGACCGUGAUGACUGUCGCUUUGAACAAGACGAACCAGCUGUUGGAGAAGAUCCAGAAUCGGCUCUCGGAGGAAGUGUUGAUGUUGUUCAGAUUUGGGUCCAACCUCCAAAACUCCACCUACCACACCCCGCCCGACCUUUUUUUCAAUCCCUUUAGCUCCUUCUGCUUGGAAAUGAAGGCCUUGUACUCAGAGGCUGUGAUGAGUCAGGGGCCAAAUUCCAGAGCGGCCAAUGUCUGGAAGAGUUUGCAAGAGAAGCUGGCUUUGGUUGAGCAUGCAGCCAAUUUCAUCGAGGCCUUCCAUGACGAUGAGGCUGCAGCAUCGACUUUGGCAGCGAGGGCCCAAGCUCUUCGAGAUGUUGGAGUUUCGCUGCCCCAGCAGGUGAAUUGCGUGCUUGCCCGGAAGGAGCUGGCGGCCUUUGCUAGCGAUGACAACUUCCACACUUUCAUGCAGUACCUUGAUCCAGCCAUGAAGGACAAGUUCCCCACGGGCGUCGGUUCCCUGAUGGACGACAGCAUGAAGCCAACAGAGCCCGACACCAUGGCUCCAAUAUUGGACUUUCAGGUGGGUGCAGUCGUGCAAACCUUGAACAACCUGUUGCUGAGUGUCAAAGCCACAGGGGCCAAUUCGUCGGAGGAGGUUUCUUCAUCUUCUGAUGCCGGUGCUGGGAUAUCAUCAGUCCCGGAUGCGAAAGCAGCUGUCAAUCGCCUCGUCAAAUUCCUCGCUGAGUUCAAGAAGUCGCCGAUCGCCAACGUCUGCGACUCCAAUGCCAACUUGAAGAUCGACCUUGAGCGCUUCGAGUCGCUUGUCCAGUUGACUAUGUCCGACGAUGCCCUCGACGAAGACAGCUGCGAGAUCUUGCAGACGGCUCGGACAAAUCUUCUCAAGAAUAAGCAAGGCCCUUUCAACAAAGGCCUCACCUUGUUUCCGAUUGGGAUCUUCUUGUCAGACUUGGCUCAGAAGCGGAUCCAUCAAUUCAAGGCCGAUAUGCUCUUCCAGAUCGAUGUGGGGCUUGCAGUUCAGAUAGCUGGCGAGCUGAAGGUCAUGAAUGUGGACUCUCUUCUCAAGGAUAAGCAAGGCGAGAUGGAGUUGGCGAUCCCCUCCCAGGCCAAGAUCGUCGACAUGGUGGCAAAAUGGCAGGCCGCUGUCGAUGGAGCUUCCAUUCCCUUCAAGACGAAGCACAAAGCGGAGCUUGAGAUCGUCGAGAGCAAGAUCCAGGAGCUCAAGACGGGUUUCUUGUCCGUGGUGGCCUACAAGACCAACCAGUUCCAGCGGAUGGAGGCGUUGAUCGCAAAGUUGGGCGAGGGCGGGUUCAAAGAUGCCGAAGCAUUGGAGUGUGGCCGGCUGCUGUCCGGCUUGGAGGCCUUGCAACCUCUCCAUAAAGUUCCAUUGAUCAAGUUGUUGGGCAAGGACGGUGCUCAGCAGUUGGAGGACAUCGUUGCGCCUGCCUUUGCUUUCUUCAAGCAGUUUGCUGCUGCAUUUUCCCAGGUGGUCAAGAUCAGUCAGGUCUCUGUCAUGGAAGGGGAGAUCAUGGCCAAGGAGAUCAUUGACCUUUAUGCUUCUUUGCACGACAACGGCCUGAUCAACAAGGUUAAGACCGUGGCUCCAUGGAUCCAUGUCGGGUUGAACAACUUGACUUCCUUUCUUGAGAAGGCUGCGAAGGAUUGGGUGACAGCAAGCUGCGGCGACUUUGCCAAGUUCGCUGCACAGGUCCUCGACCCUGAGGCCAACUUUGAGGACAUCGUGCGAGACCUCCCCGCAGCUGCGCCUGCUGAUGGGAGUGACGUGGACUUCAGCUUCAUCUACAUGAGCUUCGCUGCCGUCCUUAAGGGCAAGGAUGCACUGGUUCAGAUGCCCCGGCCUGCCGAUGAGUCCAAGGACCAGGCGAUUGUGAGGGUGCAUUGCUCAUUCUUGUGUCUCUGUGGAGUGUUGGGCCAGAUGACGAGGCAUGCCAAAAUCUUCCAGAACCUCCUUACACGAGCCGAAGCUUGCAAGGCCUUUUCGGGGAUGUUGUUGGACUACAAGAAGGCCCUGCAAGAGAAGAAUGCACAGUUCGUUUUCGAAACCAAGGCCGGUGUGCUGGCAACAGCGGUGGGCGGCUUCGAGAAGUUGCAGGCGGCCUUGGCGCAAUACCAAGCCAUCUCGAAUACCUUGACCAAGGAUGACAACAUGGAGCACGGCACGAUUCUGAACUACUACAAGAAGCUCCUGGCCCACAUCAAGGCUUCCUUCCAGCAGAUGCUGUCCGUGGGCCGUGCGGAUUUGGAGGAGAUGAUGUCAAGUGGCAAGGACAUGUUCAGUAAUGUUCGCUCCCGGUUUGAGGUCCGUGCUCUUUUCCAGGCCGACCCCCUCAACAAGCAGUCCAUCCAGUCUCUCUUCAAAGAUGAGAAAGUUCAGUUAUUGGCAAUCUUUGCCCCGAAGGCAAAGGACUUUCUGACGUCUACGGGCAUAUGGGUGAAAGGCAUUCGUUCGUUUCCCCUCGCUACAGAGGGCAACGAAGCAGCAAUGACUCAGGAAUGUCAUCAGCUGGCAACAGCUGUUCAGCAAGACGCCCAAUUCUUUCAGAGAGUCGAUGCCAAUGAUGAGAACCCGAGCUUGGUGAACCUCACCGAGUUUCAGAUGAAUGUUACCAUGGCGCAAGCCCUCACUCGAGAUCUUCUAGCAGGAGAGACGAGAGUUGGAUUAGUGAAUCGGUGCUACAAUCUCGUGAAAGUGGGGGAGCUUCCUUUGGACAAAAGUUUGAGGCAGCGAGCCUUGACAAUGAUCAAAGGCAAGUAA
Symbiodinium sp. CCMP2456 is the source of this 3852-nucleotide messenger RNA. Lineage: Eukaryota; Dinophyceae; Suessiales; Symbiodiniaceae. The record is from the annotation of a GenBank genome assembly.